Molecule: messenger RNA, 10175 nt
Organism: Synchiropus splendidus (mandarinfish)
Lineage: Eukaryota; Metazoa; Chordata; Actinopteri; Syngnathiformes; Callionymidae
Product: nucleus accumbens-associated protein 2
Exons: 7
Coding region: 3242-5017 (591 amino acids)
Biological process (GO): regulation of transcription by RNA polymerase II
Molecular function (GO): RNA polymerase II cis-regulatory region sequence-specific DNA binding; DNA-binding transcription factor activity, RNA polymerase II-specific; protein binding
Source: RefSeq, a predicted model, not a curated record
GAGUUGAAGGGAUUGAUAACAAACUUACAUUCACUGGAGUUAUCUGUGCUAUCGUGUGUGUACUGUAUAGACGGCCGUUUCGCCAGACUGAGAGGUGUCUGAUAGGUGUGAGAUGACUCCUCAAAGGUAAUGAUAAAUAUUAAAAGUCUUGAAAGUGUAUCGUACUCGAGUGAUUUGUGUUUAUGUAAAGCAUUACGCCAAUGAAUGGACCUGUGACCGACCUCUUUUGCGGAGGCCUUGUUAUUUAGUUCAGUUGGUCAAGAGCCACACCCAGUUGAUCUUUUUUAGGUUAGAAUUCAGGCAUUUACUCAGAUACUGACAUCUGGUCUAUUGCUGUUCCGAUUUAAAGAAAAAAGGCUUUGAUUGAAGAAGAGCAGAAGUGCUUAUGUUACUGUCCCACUAACCCUAUUUAAUGAACAAAAUAGCAAACAAUGCACAACACUGAAAUCACUUCAAGAAAGGGAACAGGAUGGAUGUUAGACGAUUGCCUCGUAGCACUUUCUGAAGGGAUUUUUCCCCAAUCCACAAAGGUCCUGUUGAAAAGGACAGUGGGUCUCCGUCAAGAGCCACUUUGAGUGCAAAGUCACUCUAGAUUGAACUCCUGAUUGUUUCACUUCAAUCAAUUGAACCUCGCUAUGCAGUCGGUCGGCGAACACUGUUCUUUUGAAGCUCCACAAAAUUUCAACAUUUAUAACUUGCGUCCAAACAGUAGAGGCACAGAACCAGAUGGAGCCUUUGCAACUCUGCAAAAUAAACAGCAAGAAUAGGCGAGGAGAAGGCCAGGGCUAAGAUGUCUGGAGCAUGAGAGGACAGGGAACAAUUUAAGGUGGUAGCUCUCCUUGAAGUGUCAAGAACAAUAAAAUUGAAGCCGGGCAGAGAAUCCAAAAGAGGCUGUGCGCUGAAUCAGUCUGCUACAAGCUAGCCUCAGCUCAGUAGAUGUUAAAAGCAGCAGGUGCAAGAAGGUGGUGGUGAAGAGGAGACAAUCGGGAUCUGUGGCGGUAAUGUGAAGUGGGUUGAGGUUUUGUGACAGUUUCUUUAACUUCCUACUGUCACCUGGUUUGGUAAUCGUCAUUCUGACACGUCACAUCCCCGAGUCAUGUCAGCCAGCUAUGACCAUAGAUUCAUGGUAUAUGAGGGCGGAUAAAAGUGCAGAAACCCAAGGCUUCCUUUUGCUUCCUGCUAAUCCUAAUUCAACAACUCAUGCCUGCAGUAUUGAACAAGAAUGCGAGUUAGAUUGGUGUCAGAAAAAAAGGUCACCAAAACGAUCCGUGCCCUUGUGAGAGUUUGACCAUGCCAAGAGCGUAUGUCAAUCUUCCUGAGGGUUCACUGGUGCAAUCAGUUCCCCAAAGUUUUUUGCAUACAGGCGAAAUGUUGAACAGUUCAAGUGGGGUCUCGCUCAAAAUUUGUUUUGGUUGAGCAUCUGUAAAAGGAAUGGGAUAUUAGUCUCCAUUUUAAUGAAUGGACUUACAUUUUUUUAGCGUCUCUGUGAGUGAAAGUAUGUCCAUUACCCUCCUUCUCCAAGAAUCCCUCAGGUUUUUCUUUUUAUGGAGGUUUGCAAGUGAUUCUGAAUCUAGCUUGUUCAAAACAAUGACAUUAAAUGACAUUGGGGUUUGCCGCUGGCCCCCGAACCCUGGGUUUGACUGGUUUUGACACUUCUUGGUGCCUUAGUUUCUUCCUAACCGUACAACUAUCCGAUCCCUUAUCUUUGCAAGCGUUUCUUCUGCUCUACUUUGUGAUUUGCUGUGCUUUUUCCCGAUGAUUUUCGAUGGUUUGUUCUUACCUUUGCGUGUCUUUGAGUUUCUGUCUGUGCCUUUGGGAGUCUCCUCCACGCUUUCUGAUUGUCCCUGUGCCUCGUGAGAUUCAUCCUUGUAUUUCAUCAUAGGUGCCCUCAUCGGUGUUUUAUCAGUACGACGUGCUGUUGUGAACUUUUAUCCUUGUCUUGAGUCAAGAGUCACAACAAAAGUGAAAAAGUCAAAAUGGUUGACAUUUAUUUAAAGCAUCAGCGGCAACCAGUGGCGUGGGAGCUGCGCUUGAAAGCCUGAGUUUAACAUCUGGGCUGGCCCGACGAUCCUAUUGGGUUCCACCUGCCGUGGUAUCAAAUGGACAAGUAUAUGCUUGCGUGCAUAUAUGGGUCAUCAUCGACGGGAUUCAGAUGAUGUCGAAAACGGCAUCCGAACUUUUUUUCUGGACCCAUGAUAGCGAAGGAGAAAUUCUGUAUUGUUUGAAGUAUCCCAGAUUAGUACACCUUUUUUUAAACAAUGGUGACGCAUACUCUCCAAACUUGCGUCAAACUGGGAUUUCAGAAGUUGCACUCGUCGAUGUGUAAUUGAUUAAGAACGCCUGUGACCUCACUUUGCCUCGGUUCUUCUCUGCCUUGAAUGUCCCCAUCUUUCCUGUGAGAUGAUUUAGGCAUCUGUGUCCAGGGGCAAGUGGCAGAAGUGGCUUCAACCUAAUUGUCUUUCUCCACUCGUACUGUCCUCAAAUGACUUUCUACCCCCCCUCCCUUGCGUCUCUCUAGCUCUGCCCAGUCUCUGUCUCUGUCUGUAACUGUAGCCUGUGUUUUUCUCUCCCUCCCACUCCCUGCGACGUAUAGAUACUGCAUUGAUCAGACACACGCGCCUAGACACUCGCGCGCCUGGACGUGCUCGCACACACACACACACACACUUGCUGAAACCUCCCACUCCUUUCAUCAUUGAUUCGCUCUGCUCUCUCUCUCCCCCUGACAUUCUCUCUCUCUCUGUCUGUGUCUCUCUCUCCCUCUCUCUUUCUCUCUCUCCACUGGCACUUGUUGAAUUAAACCCUCGGAGAAUAGAGAGAGAGGGGAGAGAAAGGGAGAGAGAUAAUGACAGGGAGGCAGAGGAGGGCUUUUGAGACGCUGUUGGAACAGACAACGAGCAGAGAGAAAUGGGGCUUUGGAGCAUACAGAGAUAGAAGAUAGAUGCAGUCGGACAGCAGAGCGGAUCAUUCUAGAGACAGUGGGAAUGACACUUUGAAGCAGCCGGAGUACAUCAUCUUAAACUACAGCUCCUCUGUCCCGGCCUGUGUGUUUGCGUGCGCCAAGCUGCUUCUCGUCCAGGAGCUCACACAGGUCAGAACUGUCGACUGUCUGGGCACAUUUCUCUGCAUGUGAAGGCGACUGAGGGAAAGUUGUGUCCUGGCUCCUCCAGAUGCCUUUCUCGCUGGCGCUGCCUGCCGUAAAUAGCUGAAGCCCAAUCUUCCCUCGUUCUCUGUGUCCAUCAUGUCCCAGCUGCUCCAUGUGGAGAUCCCGAACUUUGGAGCCACAGUCUUGGGCUCCCUCAAUGAGCAGCGGCUUCUGGGACACUACUGUGAUGUUUCCAUCCUGGUCAAAGGUCAGGCUUUCAAAGCCCACCGGGCUGUUCUGGCCGCCAGUAGCCUCUACUUUCGUGACCUCUUCAGCACCUCCACCAAGACCCAGUUCGAGUUGCCCUCCUCUGUCACACCCGCCUGCUUCGAGCAGAUCCUCACCUUCUGCUACACAGGGAAGCUCACAAUGGCGGCCAGUGAACAGCUGGUGGUCAUGUACACAGCUGGCUACCUCCAAAUCCAACACAUCGUGGAAAAAGGCAUGGACCUCAUGUUCAAGGCGAACUCCCCUCAUUGCGACUCACAGACAGCGGGGUCCAUGGAAGAAACAGGGUCUGAGCCUCAGAGCCCGUGUAACAACGGGAAUGGUUUAGCCGUGGCUGCACUUUUGGCAAACUCUGGCUGGUCCCAAUCCCUUCUCAUGCCACAGCGGAAGAUCAAACUGGAGGGGGGGGACCCCACGCCUCUCACGGUUCCCUCCUCACAGAGCAAGACCUCAUCGUCAGAGCUGGGGAGUCGUCUGACUAGGGCCAGUUUGUUUUACACCACAGCUGGAGGAACCCCCAUCCCUGGCAUGCUGCCGUACCACCUCCAAGGUGCUAGUGGGACCGGAACCGGUGUCGAGAGGUCCAGUCCUGGUGCGUCUAGUCUACCCACUACUGACAGUCCCACUUCCUACCAGAAUGAGGAUGAGGAGUUUGAGGAAGAGCCCUAUGAUGGAAUCAUAGAGGACGCCUACAGUCACAUCUACGGACGUUCUGCGAACCCUUAUGGAAUGCAGGACAAGACAGAGAUGGCUGCGGUACCUCUGGCGUUGGAGAACCGCAACUGCGUCCUGAUCCGCAGGGACCUGGUGGCGCUACCUGCCAGCCUCAUCAGCCAGAUCGGGUACCGAUGCCACCCGAAGCUGUACACGGAGGGCGACCCUGGGGAGAAGCUGGAACUGGUAGCUGGUACACAGGUGUUCAUGACCCGUGGUCAGCUGAUGAACUGUCACCUAUGCGCCGGAAUCAAACAUAAAGUUCUGCUUCGUCGUCUCUUAGCGACGUUCUUCGACCGGAACACUUUAGCCAAUAGCUGUGGGACAGGUAUCCGCUCCUCCACAAGCGACCCGAGUCGGAAACCCCUGGACAGCAGGGUCCUCAACGCUGUCAAACUCUACUGUCAAAAUUUCAACCCAAACUUCAAGGAGAGUGAAAUGAAUGUGAUUGCUGCUGACAUGUGCACCAACGCCCGGCGCGUCCGUAAGCGGUGGCUCCCCAAAAUCAAGUCCAUGUUGCCCGAUGGCAUGGAGGUGUACCGUGCCGGAAUGGGCAUGGGUGCUGCAGUGGGGCUUGGUCUCGCACUCGGCACCCCUCAGCAAGGCGUCCCCCUGCCCUUCGAGCCUGAUUUCAAAUCGCUGGAGCAACGACUAUAUCCGGACCGCAAAGACCCCCUUAGGACUCACCCGCCGCUGACAGAAGGCAGCCCGGGGUCCGGGGCGAACGGGGCUGACGCCGAAGGUGAGACCAACGGAGUCGCUCAGGAGGAGCACGAGGAGGACGAGGAUGAAGCCGGAUUAGAAGACGUAGACGGGUCUCUGGGGGCAUCAACUUUGAUCCCUGGAGCCGAAGCAAGCGCUUGUGAUGACACGCCGCCCGAGCAGGAAGUGGAAAGUUUUGGACAAGGCCUGAGAGUAAACGGACAGUGAGCGUCCGGUCAGUUCUAAGUCGUAUUUCGUGCUUGCUCUCUGUACUCCCACAUCUCCACCACGACUCUCUCUGCUCCUCUGUGCUUGGUCAACAAAUAUUUCAGCACAAAAGCUUCGCUCGUCGAUCGCACUGUACAGGAACUUGUCACACAUGCAUGUGCACAUGUGUGAUCAUGCAACGUCACUGACAGUGACCGCUGCAGCAAACUAGGAGCAGAAGUAGACACAGACAGCUGUUGGCUAGAAUCCACUCGUUUUGUAUGAACAAUGCGACUCGUGUCCAUUUUUGGCACGAUAAUAUGCAUUACUCAGCCAAAACUAAAGUAAAACUCUCUACGACAAAAGCGUCAAACCCACUUCUACAGUUUAUUAAAGACAGUUUUCCUAAAUAUUUUACAAGUUUGUAAUACAUGUUUGUGCUUCUUAGCUUUGUAUACCCGAAACCAGCAUCUGAGUGUGUAUUUGAUGAAGGGCAGGUAGGAAAAACCUCAAGUUAUCCACCCGUGUGGGUUUUAGAUGUAACAAUUUUCCCUCAGAUAAUUCAACAUUCCUCUUACCGAUAUCUUAUUGUACCCAAGUUAUAUUCCCGAGUAGAAUAUUAAUGUCAUGUUGUCACGCCCACUUUAGCCACCUCAAUAAUCGUAUUCCUACGUUUAAAAUGAGAGGCUCUUCUCUGAGUCUCUGGUGGAUGAUAAAGCUCCUCACAUAUCUCAUAUCAGUAAAUGGGGGAAACAAAAUGACGCUGCUUAUAACUGUUCUCACGACACGUUGUUCCAACAAUAUCUGAACCCAAAAAUUAUCUAAAAGUCAUUGCUCAAAACAGAUCAGCUAGUAUCAGAUGUAAAACAUUUCCAGUUUUGAUAAAUGCUUUGUCAGAUGGACUCGAUUAUGAUGCCUGUGUCUACUCCUGCUGCCGACAGAAUACACACACCCACACACGCGCACACACACGUCAACAAACACACAUAUUUAUCUUGCCAUCGAUAUCCGCAACAAUGAAUGAAAAAGAUAAAACGCAACAAAGCUCUUUCUUCCUACGUUCAGCAGUGGCUAAAACAAUGUCGCGGAGAUGCAGAGAGAAUAACAAUAACACGCACUAAAGCUUAUAUGCAUGACUACAAACAACGGACACAGAAGAUUAGCAGACAAUAAAUCCAGAAAAAUCGCACAGAGAUAAGGAAACGGCUGACACACCAAUAACACGCAGCGUUUUAAACCGAGUCUUUCUUACUGGGAUUUUACCUCAGUGUGACUGAACUGACGUGGGAGCGACCCAGGAUGUCUGACAUAGUGAUAAUCUGAUUUUUGUGUCAUCAUAAAGACGAGCAGUUUUGGGGAACGCACUACAGUGAGCGCAAUAACUGCCAGGGUGAGGCACUGUUUAACCAGACGUGCUGUGUCAUGAGUCCUGCUUCCAUUCUGUUCUGGAGGGGUGGGGGUAAAUUAUUAAAUCAAAUUGUAGGAACUUUUUCUGCUGGCUUGUUUGCACUUAAAAUGCUAAGAAUUUGGAAACAAUGGAGUUUGGCUGGAUGACUGAAAAAAAAAAUUUUUUUUUUUCUCGAUAGCUUGAUUGAAUCCCAGGAUUGUACGUUUAGAAGGAAUAUUAUCUUUCUAAAAUCGACUGUUUCAAGUGAUGAGGUGACGUCCGACCGGGACUUAAAACUGUCAUUUGUCUUUUUUGUAAUCCACAUCGAUGCAGUCCAAACUGCAGUCUGUUUACUAUAAUCCUUUUGGUGCGUUUAUUGUUAAUUUUAUAUUAUUUUACCAAUGUUUCAAAAACACAGGUUUGCACUGUAUCAAAUACAGCUUCAAUGUGCCCCGCAGAUUUGACACUUUUUGACAUUCUUCUGUUUGUUUUGAAGAGUCUUCAAAGAUGGUUCUGCAAGAGCAGGUUUCUUUUGCACUCACUGAUUAGAACAAUUUACCUUGUAUUUCUUUUCCCCGCCAAGAAAUGUGAACGAAGUUAAAGCUUUCUGGAUGUUGAAAGUCAAAUGUAUUCGUGUUAAAACUGUUUAAUAAUAUAAUUAUAAAAAACAGUGAAAGGAUAUUCAGUUUGAGUCCAGCAUAAUCUUGCCUGUCCCCACGGUUUUGUUCAGUUUUUAAAAAAUUGGACCGUAUUCUUCAUCUCUAUAUAGAUCCAAACUUUUUUUUACACAAUUAAGGAACAAAGGUUGUUCAUUGUGCGCCAUCUGAUGGCUGUGAUUCUAAUGUAGACGGGGAAAUUAAAUUUGGGGAUAUUAAGUUUCUGUCGAUAAGGAUUCAAAAUGUUUUUUUUGUGACUCUUAAUUUUGUAAGUCAUUCAUAUAUUUAGAAGACAGAACCAUGAACCAAGUGUCUUGAUAUAUCAUUUUUAGGAUGUGAAAAAAAAAGUUGGAAUUCUUUAGGUAAAUGUUCAGAAUCUAGGAUUUAGCAGGAUUUAGUCACAUUUUCAUGAAGUAAAAGACUGGAUAUAAUUUCUUUUUUUUUUUUGACAAUUUGUGUAAAUGAAACUCGUAAAUAUGGUUUGAUUUAAAAGAAAAAAGGAAAAUAGUUCUAUCUUUAAUUUAAUAUGUAAAGCAAAAUAAUUGCAAAAAAGGGACGAAUCUUCACCAAAACAUUUCAGAAUAAAAAUGACUUAAAAGUACCCAGAAUAUUUUCCAAAUUACUUGGGAGCAAAAUAUUGCUUAUUGAAACAUUUAAUAAGCUGAUUUGAUUUGAUUAUUUUUGAUGUGAUUUUUUUUUAACCAUUUAAUUUGUACUGUUUUGCAAUUGGUCACUUGCUAAAAUGCAUAGUUGAACUGCUGAGAUGAUGAAUGUAAACUGUAGCACUGCUUUAUCGAUGGGUCACAUACUGAUUUCUUUAAACUCAAUAUUUAACUUUAUCGAAACGUGCCAUAUAGUAUGAAUAAUUCAUGAGAACUGAAAGCUUUAGUCAUGUUGUGUCUUCCUACGUUUAGAACAAAGACGGAAAACCUGUGAUUUUGCUCCAUUCAAGAAUUCUGGGUCAGUUUUUUGGGGUCUGAAAUGAGACACCAAACAUAAUAAUAUGGGCUGAAUUGAUGUACUCCAUUGUGGAAGCAGUGCCUUAGACUGUGACUGUGCGGGUCUAGAUGUUGUGAUGUGCACCUUAACUGUAACCUAAAAUCAUACCACCAAUGGUUCUUGUAUUAUAUUCUAUUUUUCCUUGUAAUCACAGUGGCUGGCUUCAACACAGUUACACUUUAAUGUUCAGGACUUACAGUCUUGGUUCUACACAGUGUUUCUCAAUCAUCUGCAUUGAAAAGCUUGCACCUCAAGAUUUAUUCAAAACUCCAUCAGUCCAUCAGGGAUCCAAUCCAACUUGGGUCCUCUCUCAGUGGGGUCUGUAAGAAUUGUUUUCCUUUGGUCGCACGAUUCCCUCUCUAUGUGUAAGAGCAGAGAUAAAUCGAUGUCAUGAAGUACAUGUGAGUGAUUAUCUGAAUGUUAUCCUGAUGAACUGGUAACCUAAGGUGUCCCCCACUUCUUGUCCAAGUAGCAGGAAGAAAAUAAGCCCCGGAGUUAAUCUUGAGUUCAGCAUAUAGUAUAUAGCAGUCGAUGUUUUAGUGAACAUUUUGAAUACAGUGAAAAGCCAGCCACAUACAAACACCAUAGCAGAACCAAUCGAACGUUUUUAUCUCCCUCUUAUUUCGACUUUUUUUCUUUUCUGUCAGAUUUCCUCUUGAUUGUUUAAGUUGUCCGACACUGUUCCCUCAAAUCUCGCCCUUGUUUCCACAUAUAUUUUACUGAGAACUUCUCAGAGAAUGUCAUAGCCCAGCUUUGAGAGGACAAGCUGAUGACAUGUACACGUCGUGUUAUUGUUCAGCACAGACACUGUAGUUCAGAUUUGAAACACAGAAAUGUGUCUUUUGAAUUGUGUCGUUCGCCUGGGUGGUCAGUGGAAAUGUGUAUUUAAAAAAAGUAGGACAAUGGUUGUUUCGUGGAUUCCAACUGUUUAUUUCGUAAACAUGUUCACACCCUGUUGCUGUAAAAGUGAUGGACACAGUUAAUUUGAAGAACAUUUAUAUGCAAUGAGGUGCUUGUAUCAUAUGAAACUGCAUGCCAUUCAGACUCUAACCCAGUGAAACCUCUGAGAACUUUAUGCACCAUGUAUUUAUACAAAACAACAUUAGUCACUGUUAGUGAGUGGAGACUGAGGACACUUGCAGCGGGUGGGGUUGUGUUUUUAUCCGACACCCCGGCCUUUUAUUGAAUGUUUGUGUAAAGCUGAAUCCAGUGUCAAAGAGUCGAAACUACCCAGCUGAGUGUGCGAUUAGAAACUAGAGCAUACUCAGACCGAAAAAAUGCACUAAAAAGUUUGAAUGUGGAUGUAUUUGUCCGUGAAUAUAAUACCAGCACUUUAGAGCUAUUUAGAAAAAAAGAUAGGAAAAAAAAAACCAAUAUCACCGGGAGUGACUGAGGAUGAUGUGAGAGAGUUAAACUUUUAAAGCCAUGUGUUCAGAGCGCUGACAAUCAGAAGAGGGAUGCACUGUCUGGUGUGGGAGAUCUGACAUGAAAUGUUGUGCUCUUGCUGUUUGCUUUUGCCAUUCUCCAGCUCGCUUUGGUCUUUGCUAGCUCAACUUUCCAGCCUGGAGUGGCGGGAUAGUUUGGCCUCCAGCCUCUGUCUGGUCAUAAGUAUGUGUUUCUGCAACAAGGCGCGACUGAUCACUGACUGAUACCUUGGUGCUUUGCGAACAGAGCUGUCAUAUUGACAUGGACAAUAUAUCUCGAGCUCUGCUAAGCAUGUGGCCAGACGUGACCGCACGUCUGGACUCACUGGAAACCUCUGGAUGGACACCAGUCCGUGUGACAAAAGAGGACCUCGACAUACUUUGAUCAUGGAAAUCAAGGCUUUCAACUCAGCUUGGGCCAAGCUAACUGGGUUUGGAACUAUUUCAGUGUUGAUACUGCAUUAUGUUUCAUUUGAAAAAUGUUAAAAUGUUUAUGCGCCUUCUGAUUCAAGCAUCAAUAAUAUAUAUAAAUAUAUAUAUAUAUAUAUAUAACAGAAAUGCAAGUUGCCACCGUUGAUGUUGCAUAAAAAAAAUCUACCUUUCAUUCCCAUUAUGGUGUUUGCCAUCACCAGUUUCAGUUGUGUAGUCCGAGAUUACCUGAUUUCUUUAAAUGCAAUACGGAAAAAAAAAUGCUUUCUAAUAAAAGUCCUUAC